Messenger RNA from Mastomys coucha (southern multimammate mouse), 10646 nucleotides. It is a transcript of the gene Sh3pxd2a, whose product is annotated as SH3 and PX domains 2A. Lineage: Eukaryota; Metazoa; Chordata; Mammalia; Rodentia; Muridae. The transcript is spliced from 15 exons. The record is from RefSeq and is a predicted model, not a curated record. The coding region runs from base 462 to 3836 and encodes 1124 amino acids. Gene Ontology annotation, molecular function: protein binding; phosphatidylinositol binding; superoxide-generating NADPH oxidase activator activity. Gene Ontology annotation, biological process: superoxide anion generation.
ACAGCGCCGGCCAGCGCCGAGCCCCCAGGAGCCCGAGCGCGGCCCAGGGGCGCCGCCGGCCCCUCCCCGGCGCGCUGACAGCAGGCCGGGCCCCCGCCCCGUGCCCUCGCCGGCGGGACACACCCCCAGCCCUCCUCUGCGCCGCCAGUUCCCGCCGGCCCCACCGAGCGGCAGAGAGAGCGGGCGGGCGGGCGGGCGAGCGGAGCGCGGCGGCGCGGGAGGGAAGGGACGCGCGGCAGGCCCACGGGAGCAGCCCGGGGCGCACGGAGCCCUCGCGCCCUCCGGGACGGUCGCCUGCUCCGGAGCUGCAGCUGUAGGCGCCGGGAGCCUCGGCGGCGAGUGGCGUGUGGGGCUAGGGUGGCGUGUAGCUGCAGGGACCGGGGCAACCGGAGAAGGAGCCGGAACCCGGCCGGGAUGAGAAGGUGACGCCGCCGGGGGGCGCCACUCGCUUUGUGGGGAAGAUGCUCGCCUACUGCGUGCAAGAUGCCACCGUGGUGGACGUGGAGAAGCGGAGGAGCCCUUCUAAACACUAUGUAUACAUUAUCAACGUGACCUGGUCCGACUCCACCUCUCAGACUAUCUACCGGAGGUAUAGCAAGUUCUUUGACCUGCAGAUGCAGCUUCUGGAUAAGUUUCCUAUUGAAGGUGGCCAGAAGGACCCCAAGCAAAGGAUUAUUCCCUUUCUUCCAGGCAAGAUCCUCUUCCGGAGGAGCCACAUCCGAGACGUGGCCGUGAAGAGGCUCAAGCCCAUCGACGAGUACUGCAGGGCGCUUGUCCGGUUGCCACCCCACAUUUCACAGUGUGAUGAAGUCUUUCGGUUCUUUGAGGCACGACCUGAGGAUGUCAACCCCCCAAAAGAAGACUAUGGCAGUUCCAAGAGGAAAUCAGUGUGGUUAUCCAGCUGGGCUGAGUCUCCCAAGAAGGACGUGACAGGUGCCGACACCAACGCCGAGCCCAUGAUCCUGGAACAGUACGUGGUGGUGUCCAACUAUAAGAAACAGGAGAACUCGGAGCUGAGCCUCCAGGCCGGGGAGGUGGUAGAUGUCAUCGAGAAGAACGAAAGUGGUUGGUGGUUUGUAAGCACAUCUGAAGAGCAGGGUUGGGUCCCCGCCACCUACUUGGAGGCCCAGAAUGGCACACGAGAUGACUCCGACAUCAACACCUCCAAGACUGGGGAAGUGUCCAAGAGACGCAAAGCACACCUGCGGCGCCUGGAUCGCCGGUGGACCCUGGGCGGGAUGGUCAACAGGCAGCAGAGCCGAGAAGAGAAGUAUGUCACCGUGCAGCCCUACACCAGCCAAAGCAAAGACGAGAUCGGCUUCGAGAAGGGUGUCACCGUGGAGGUGAUUCGAAAGAACCUGGAAGGCUGGUGGUACAUCAGAUACCUAGGCAAAGAGGGCUGGGCACCAGCAUCCUAUCUGAAGAAGGCCAAGGAUGACCUGCCAACCCGGAAGAAGAACCUGGCCGGUCCCGUGGAGAUCAUAGGGAACAUCAUGGAGAUCAGCAACCUGCUCAACAAGAAGGCAUCCGGGGAUAAGGAGGCUCCGGCUGAAGGCGAGGGAUCUGAGGCCCCCAUCACCAAGAAGGAGAUCAGCUUACCCAUCCUCUGCAACGCCUCCAAUGGCAGCGCCUUGGGCAUUCCCGAGAGGACCACAUCCAAGCUGGCCCAGGGCUCCCCAGCGGUAGCCAGGAUUGCCCCUCAGCGGGCCCAGAUCAGCUCCCCAAACCUGAGGACAAGACCACCCCCGCGCAGAGAAUCCAGCCUGGGGUUCCAGCUGCCAAAGCCGCCAGAGCCCCCUUCCGUUGAGGUAGAGUACUACACCAUUGCUGAAUUCCAGUCCUGCAUUUCCGACGGGAUCAGCUUUCGAGGUGGACAGAAGGCAGAGGUCAUCGACAAGAACUCUGGUGGCUGGUGGUAUGUGCAGAUCGGAGAGAAGGAGGGCUGGGCCCCAGCCUCAUACAUCGAUAAGCGCAAAAAGCCCAACCUCAGCCGUCGGACCAGCACUCUGACCCGGCCCAAGGUACCGCCACCCGCACCCCCCAGCAAGCCUAAGGAGACCGAGGAGAAUCCUGUGGGUGCCUGUGAGAGCCAGGGCUCCCCACUGAAAGCUAAGUAUGAGGAACCUGAGUAUGACAUCCCAGCCUUUGGCUUUGACUCAGAACCUGAGCUGAAUGAGGAGGCCACUGAGGACAGAGGUUCAGGUGACAAGCGUCCCGCUCAGCCCCGAAGGGCCUCGCCUGUCUCCUCUCUGCAGCGGGCCCAUUUCAAGGUGGGUGAGUCUUCCGAGGACAUAGCCCUGGAAGAGGAGACCAUCUAUGAGAAUGAGGGCUUCAGGCCAUACACAGAAGAUACCCUGUCUGCCAGAGGCUCCUCUGGGGACAGUGACUCCCCAGGGAGCUCCUCUUUGUCUCUUGCCAUGAAAGGCUCCCCCAAAUCAGAUUCUCCCAAAUCCUCAUCCCUCCUAAAGCUCAAGGCAGAGAAGAACGCCCAGGCGGAACUGGGGAAAAACCAGUCCAACAUCUCCUUCUCCUCCUCCGUCACCAUCAGCACCACCUGCUCUUCCUCCUCCUCCUCUUCCUCCUUGUCCAAGAACAGUGGUGACCUGAAGCCACGUUCUGCCUCAGAUGCAGGCAUCCGUGACACCCCCAAGGCAGGGACCAAGAAAGAUCCUGAUGCGAAGGCCGGGCUGGCCUCCUGUGCUCGAGCCAAGCCAUCCGUCCGACCAAAGCCAGUCCUGAACCGAGCUGAGUCUCAAAGUCAGGAGAAGAUGGACAUCAGCUCUUUACGGCGCCAGCUGAGGCCCACAGGCCAGCUGCGGGGGGGCCUCAAGGGGUCUAGGAGUGAGGACUCGGAGCUGCCCCCCCAGACAGCUUCUGAGGGGUCCAGGCGAGGCUCCGCAGACAUCAUCCCCCUCCCAGCCACCACUCCCCCAAGCGUCCCCAAGAAGGAAUGGGAAGGGCGAGGCACCACCUACGUGACGUGCAGUGCCUAUGAGAAGGUGCAGGACUCGGAGAUCAGCUUCCCCGCAGGCACUGAGGUACACGUGCUGGAGAAGGUGGAAAGUGGGUGGUGGUACGUGAGGUUUGGGGAGCUGGAGGGCUGGGCUCCUUCCCACUAUUUGGUGCCUGAGGAGAACCAGCUACCUGACCCAGCUAGCAAAGAGCCAGACACGGGAAAGAGCUCGCAGAAUGAGGGCAAGUCAGACAGCCUGGAAAAGAUCGAGAAGCGCGUGCAGGCAUUGAACACGGUGAACCAGAGCAAGAGGGCCACCCCACCCAUCCCCUCUAAGCCUCCCGGGGGCUUCGGCAAGACCUCGGGCACCGUGGCAGUGAAGAUGAGGAACGGUGUCCGGCAAGUGGCAGUCAGGCCCCAGUCUGUGUUUGUGUCUCCGCCACCCAAGGACAACAACCUGUCCUGUGCCCUUCGGAGGAAUGAGUCACUAACGGCUACUGACAGCCUUAGAGGCGUCCGCAGGAACUCUUCCUUUAGCACUGCGCGGUCAGCAGCCGCUGAAGCCAAGGGCCGCCUGGCAGAGCGGGCUGCCAGCCAGGGCUCAGAAUCACCCCUGCUGCCUACCCAACGCAAUGGCAUCCCUGUCUCCCCCGUGCGUCCUAAGCCCAUAGAGAAGUCUCAGUUUAUCCACAAUAACCUCAAGGAUGUGUACAUCUCUAUUGCAGACUAUGAGGGGGAUGAAGAGACAGCUGGCUUCCAGGAAGGGGUGUCCAUGGAGGUGCUAGAGAGGAACCCCAAUGGCUGGUGGUACUGCCAGAUCCUGGAUGAGGUGAAGCCCUUCAAGGGCUGGGUACCCUCCAACUACCUUGAGAAGAAGAACUAGCAGCACAGGGUCCUUCCGGGCUCAGUGUGCUGCUUUGGCUGCCACUGGAUGAAUGGUGGCACUCCAGACAUGGGGAAAGAUAAGAUGGGAGGGGGGAGGGGGUGACAACAUUGAACCCUGCAGAACAUGUGAUCCCCAAUACACCCUCCAGCUGGAAGGGAGGGUGUGAUGGGUGUGCACACAUAGUAGGAGAAAGGGAAUGGCAGGAAUGUCCUGGGCCCGGGACCCCUGCAUACACACCGCAUGCUGAUGGACCAUAUGCCAUUUAGCACAGGCCUCAUGGGAAAAGCCUAAUUGUGCCUUGGUACAGAUCUGGAAAAUGUCAUGAGGUGUCCUGGGUCCUGCCCUGCGCAGCCACUUCCGUGGCUGGCUUCUUGCCUCUGGAAGUCAUCCUUGCAUUGCCCUAAUGAUGUGUUGGAGAUUGUGUUGGUUUCUAGGCCACCACCGACCACUGGUGGGUGUCCUGGAGAAUCACCAGCUCUGGGGCUUGGCAGUGUCUCCAAAGAGCUCAGCCCUUUCUGGGGCCAGGCCGCAGCCUAUGUUUGAUAGUUAAGAGUUCCCAGGUGCCAACAAGGACUGUCUCCUCUUGCUGUGCUGACUUGGCCUGGCAAGGAGAGCCUGCCCUCCUUGGGCCACAUGGAGGACAGUGUGGUAGUUGACCUUGAGGAUGCCACCAGGCUCCCCCUAAUCUAGAGAUUGCUUGAGGGUUUCCGGGUAGGCGGUUCCUUUUGCAUGUUUGGGAAAGGGUUAUUGGUUGGAGGUUAUAUAUCAGGCGUUUGGUUUGGGGUUUAUUUUAGUUGUUUGGGGGCCCGAGGGGCUCAGCCUCACAUAGGAGACGGGGUAGUGGUGGGUGGGGUUUUUGUUGAAGUCCGUGGAGGGAUGUUUUAUUUGGAUUUUGGUUUAAUGUCUUUUGCCUUUCCAUAAACCAGGUUGUUUGUUUAGGUUUCCACUGUGUACACAGUGCCCGAGCAUGGCACCUCAACAGGGAAUUGGGGACUGGGUAAAGCCAAGUCCCUGGGCUCGGUGAAACAAAGUGUUCAGGUUCCUGCCCAAGAGGGAAAGAAGAUGUUGUUAGAAGCCAGCCUGCUGGGUGGCUAAUCUGCCUGCUUCUGCCCACUUCCUCCAACCUGGGCAGAAGGGUCAGCCCGGAGCAGACACUGCCCACUGCGCCCUUAGCCUGCUGGCAAGGUACCCAAGAAGUUGGAGGACUUUGAAGCCAGGAGCCAACUGUUUCCAAGCCUUAGGGGCAGCGCCCCAGGUAACAGAAGCAAAAGAGUGGAGUAGAGACAGUCCUCUGCCUGCUCUGGGUUGUGAGUCAAUGGUUGACAUUUCAGAGGGGACCCUCCGGAGAGAAGCCCGGCAGUGUCCUUCCAUGCCAGGAGUGGAUGCCAUACGUGCCUUUGACUUGGGACAGAUCCUGCCUCACGGCCCCGUGGCUGAGCUGCCAGCAUCUCCCCCGACGAAGGGCUGCUGGUUCCAACAGACACGGGAGGAAGAGUGCCCCUCACCCCUCCUCCCAGGCAGGUCUGCCUUCAGCUCUCAACCCUAACCUCCUGGAUCCCUAAGCCAUGUUCCUCCCACAGCGGAUGCAACCCGCUAGCUUCCUCUGUCAAAAGCCCAUGGUGGUGACAUUGUUCUAUUUCUUUUUCUGUGUUCAUGAGUUUGUUUAAAAUUGAAAUUAGUUUUUUUUUCUUCUGCUGGACAGUAUUAAAUAGAGCGGGGUUGUUGAAUUAAUCUGCUAGAUUGCAGUACUAAUGAUAGUGGUAUAGUGUCUUCAUGAUAUUAUUUGUACUUAUUUGAACAAUAAUGAUAAAGAAGUGGUUCAUUAUUUCUUAAUUAAUGCACUUUAAAUAAGGCGGAGUGGAAAGAAACCCGGAGAGCAAAGUGCAUUACUUAAAGAUGCAGUAUAUACUCUUCUCAUUUUAAAACAGCACAUAUUUAUUAAAAGAGGAAAAAAGUAAUUUAUGACUAUUUAAAAUAAAAUUUAAAGUAGAGUGGCCAUCAGGUGAGAGGACCUUCCAGUAGCUGUCUGCCAGGGGGAGGCCCACAGCCUCACUCCUCAGAUGUCUGCAUUGAGCCAGCUCCAUGAUUAGUGCGCCCGCCAGGCACAGAGCAUCUCAGUUGGGCUGGACCACCGGGAUCCCCAGAGCCAGCUUUUCCCACCUCCCCUGUUCUUGUCACAUCCCAAAGGCCCUCUCCCAAUCCCCAUGUCCUGAAAUCAUAGAUCCUCAAAAGUGGGGGAGAGUAGGGGGGGGGGUGGGGAACCUUAGAGGUCACUCCAUCCUGUACUUCCAGUUACCUUAGCCCGAGGACAGGAAAUGACUUUUUCCCAAAUUGCCAAACUAACGGCAGGUUCCUGCACUGCAUUGAUACUGUGUUCCUCCCCUGGCCCUCUAGGUUAUUGUGUGGUCAUUGUGUUUACAUUGUAACAUCCAGCCCCAGGGAAGGCUGGGAGUUGCUCAGGCAUCUGGGAAGAGUGGGGAAUGUUGCCACCUAGCGUCAGGACGGAGACUUGGGCGAGUAGUAGUCAUAGCCAAGGUCUCUCACCAUCAACCCCACCCAUCAGGGCACAGCACAAACCCUGCAAGCCCAAAGAAUACUUGAAACAAGAGGGUUGCAUGCCAGGCCUUCCCAGACAUGACCAAGGGAUGCCAGGCCUCGUGUCCCUGGGUCCUAGCCCUCCCCAGGCGAGAGGGCCUUUCCCUAGAGCUAAGGAGCUGCUUUGUGAUACUGGACAGACGGCAGCAUCGGAGGGAAGGGCCUGGGGCUCUGACUCACCUGGAGGAAAACAAGAUUGGACUAAAAGGAAAAAAGAAGUGGAAUCUCAGAAAUGUCCAAACCCAGUUUUCCAUUCGUCAUGAUUGAAAAUGUGAAAUGACAUUGUAUUGCUGUGUACUGCAACUUUAAUCAGAAUGAGCCCUUCUGAGGUCAUUAUUGAGGUUUAUAUAAUGCCCGAAGAUGCAUCAUCUGGUGCUUUGGUUCUCUUUCAGUUUAAAGACCCUUUUCUUGUAUCACAGGGGUGGAGGGAAAGUCUUCAAACCUUAUCCUUUGUCAGUAGCAGGCCUGGCUCCACUGCCUGGCUUCCCUGUGUUCUCACCGUCGGGGAGCAGGAGGAAGCUGGUGGUGGGGUGUCCAUCAGCAGCAGGUCCCUGUUUGUCCCCCAGGGCUCCCUUCACAACUGGGGUUCUGUCUGCAAAGGCCUCAUCCUCUCACCCCAGCCUGGCCCCAAGGGUUCCCCUUUCUCACUCCUAAUGGACGAAGGCAUUAUAUAGAGCCCUCGUAGGCACUUUGAGAUGUUAGAGACUAUUUUACUGGCAUUUAUACCCUUCGCUUCCUCAGCAAGGCAUGUUACAACGUUCUAUCAUCUAAGGAAAAAAAGACAAGGGAAUUUCAGUCAAAUGGUAUUUUCAUAUGACUAGUACUUGCAGAAUAGAUGUAGAGUUAUUUAAGUUGUAGUGUUCUAUUUUUAGGAAGGGGUGGGGACCAGGUGAAAUCACCCCGACUUUUUCUGGGUUUGACUAAUAUAUAAUUUCUUUCAGGCUACUCUCAUCCCCUGUUCCCUCCAAAGACUUUGCAUUCUCAAUAGAAAAGGAAAACAAUCUGAGACAGGAAAAGUGCAAUAUUACCAAGAGGGAUUUGGGUCAGUGGAGACCAUAUUGAGCCUGUCUGCAGAACAUGGGAGGAGUCAUGGGAGGUAGCCACCAGAGGACAGCCCAUCAGUAUUGUCCACCUAGAUGGAUGUGGCAUGGUGCUCUUGACCUCCUGGGCCCGGUCCCCAGAGCAGAAUGAGGACGUCCACUCCUGUUCUCCUGUUUUGCAGUCAGCUGUUCAGAGAGACCCGCAGCCCCCUCACCCCAGCCUCCUGAUGUGUGUGGGCUAUGAAGCUAUGGAUGUGUGUUUGAGUCUUUCUAGAACUGUAAAACCUCAGUUCAGCUUGUGGACAGGAAUCCUGGCCGUAAGCAAACAUCUGGAGGGCGGGUACUUUAAGCCCCGCUUACCCAGUGAGAGCCAAUUCCUACAGGCUUGCAGUAGGCCAGGGGCCGAGUCCAAGCCACCCGUUCAUCUCAGUGACUUGGGCAAAAGGCAUGAGCCUGCCUCUGAUAACAGGAACUCCCGAGGCAGGUGCACACUAGCCCCUCUCAUGCAGCAAGGAAAGAGGCAGGAAAGGACGGCUUCUUGGGGGCCGGGAGCAAGUCCCAGGACUCUGCUCCCCAGGAUAGCAAGUGCGGCCUUGCUGGCGUGUCCCGUUUAUAUAGUACUGUAGGCCUGCUGCUCAGACCCACCUUGUGUGAAUUUCUGUAGGGAGAGGGACGGGCCCCUUUUGGUGUCUCUCCCUUGGAAUAGAUAUGGCUGCAUAGCCAGUCAUUAGAAUAUCUAUGCGGCCCUCUGGAAAGACAAUAGCCCACAUCACUAACCAAUUAAGAUUCCCUCACUUUUUUGAGGGCUAAGAAAGUGUGUGUGUGUGUGUGUGUGUGUGUGUGUGUGCCGGUGGUAAUUUUCAUGAAUAUGGAGAGUCCAUGAGUGUGUAUGUGUGUGUGUGUGUGUGUGUGUGAGAGAGAGAGAGACAGACAGACAGAAAGACAGAGAGACUGGUGGUAAUUUUCCACUUGAACUAAAUAGCAUGGGGUUAGAGGAAAUAAAUACUGGGCAGGCAGUCUCCAUUGAACUAGUCCUUGGCAUUGGGCAGGUCCCAAGGAAUUCACAGCUUAUGGCAGCAUGUGUGUCAUUCACACGAUUCUGGCUGGAGAGUGCAAUGUGUCUUUUAAAAAAAUUUUUUUUUUGUAAUUAUUUUAUUAUUUAGUUGGAAACUUCACACUGGUAUUAGCAGAGCUAACAGAAGCAGCCCAGGCCAUUGUCCCAGACGCCAAGAUGAAGCCACAGAAGAGAUACUGCUGAUUGUGGGAGUGCUGAGGUGAAUGCAUUAGGGCACCCACCUGCAUCCUGUCCUUGGUCUGUGAACCCCCGAGGAUCCAUGAGCUGCUGGGUGUCGGUUUGUUUCUGAAGGACAGGCAGGCUGGCAGGUGGAGGGGUGCUCACGGUGAGACUGUAGGACCUGCAGGUGUCCACACAGUGGUGCCUCCCGUCUCCACAGCAAGCCUUAGACCGCUUCCUUUGAGUGUGGAAGGCUCUUCAUGAUCAUUUGAGAUUUUUGACUAAGCCCCGUUUGAGGUAGUCUGAUGGUCUCAUGUCCCUGUGCUUCCUAAGCUCAAUGCUGAGAGCCUAUGACAGUUAGCACUGCUGGUCACUUUGCUCUGUGCAUCUGGGUCCCCAGGCCACACAGUAGCUACAUUGGUGCUUGUAGAUUGAAUGGAAGGGUUUUUCCAAAGUCUUGAUCCCAACCUGGCUGCAAGGGGUUGGCAUGUGACACACACCCGCUUCCUCCCCUGUCUAAAUCUCAAGUGGCCUUGGCAGUCAGUACCCUUCCCUCUUGCAGUCCUAGGACCGCUGUCUUAGUGCGGGGCGUGGGGAGGGCCUCCCCGUGCUGAAGGUCCCUGCCUUACUCCAAGUCUCAUUCUGGACAAUCGGCUGUAUCUUUGGAAGUGUGAGAGAAUUGUGUUAGUGCAAACGGAUGUAUCUGGCAUGUUGGAAAGCUAGCGGGAGGCAUGUUGGCAAGAGGAGGGCGCAUGUUUGGAAUUACUGGGCUUACCGUCCCUGCAUGGGGUGGAAGCUUCCAGAGAUGUCUUUUAUGUAGGUGUGGGGAGGCUGAGAGAGAGUUUGGAGCAGGAAGGAGUCAGUUCUUGGUGAUUGCAAGCAAGAAGUUUGCAGGGAUUCUUGUUACUCACCAGCCAGAGAAAACUCGCUCACUGGGCCCAGCCCGGGCUUCCAGUAUUAUUGUCUUACGGAAGAGGUGCUGCAAGUCAUAAGCCAAUCUUUAGGUCUGGGGGCCCAGUCCCAUCCCAGGUUCCCCAUCGUUUUUGCCCAGUGCAUUUUGUCCAAUGCAGAGCUAGCCUGUCAAACCAUACAAGCUAGAGACCACUGACCAUAACAGGCCACACAGUAGGGACCCAACACCCCACGCUAGAACUUAAAAGCCCAGGCCUAUGCAGGAGGCAGGUGACCUCAUUUGGACAUUGAUUCCCAAGACUCCGGAACCUCUGGUUCUAUGGCCUCCUAUCUGCCAGUCUGACCAGGUGAGGGCACCAACCUCCUGCAUGUGCUUCUACGGAGGCACACUGCUUCUGAGUUUACUUCAAAGGGUACCCAGUUGCCAUUCUUAGAUUUACAACUUGUCUCCUGCAACAGAGGACAUGGGUGUCCCUACCAGUUACUGAGAGGCCUGGAAGGAAACUCUGAAGGCAGAUGUGAGUGGCUUCUGCUACUGUGUGGUGAGAAGGAGCAGGUGGAUGUCACUGGGACUCCUAAAUCCCAGGGACUUCCUGGUGCCCCAGGCAGCUUACCGAGGUCAGCAGGAACCCUUCUCCCAGCUUCUCCCUUCCCCACCUCAGCAGAGGAAUGGAGACAAGGACAUUGGAUGCAGCAGGGGUCCAUGCGGUGUGCAAACACAUCUCCAGGGUCCUCGGUGGUGCUAAACUAUCUCCAUGUUUCUCAUAAUUCUAAUAGUGGAUUGUUUUUAUAAGUCUCAUCACAGACAUGUGGUGUCACCGGGGGAGGGACCCAGCCCCCCUGACCUGCCCUUCUCCAGGUGUCCUUUAUCACUUGGGUGGGACUCUUUGGUCUAUAGAAAUGACCUGUCUUGGCAUGCUUCUAGACUUUAAAAUUUGGAUUGUUUUGUUUCAUAUUUUGUUUAUGUUUACAGGCAUCUUGUAUUUCCCUAAAGACUAAAUAAAGUUUUUGGCCUCUUUAACGAAA